AUGGACGCCAAGCAAAAGGCGCUCAAGAUCAAGUACACAGGCGAUCUGCACCAUCUGCGCGUGAAGCUCACGUCGUUCUCUCUCGAGGCUAUGACGGCACUCUUGGCUGAUACGUUUAGUUUUAUGCCCGGUAGCUUUGUGGGUCAUCACACGGACGUGGAGGGCGACUGCUUGUACGUUACGUCGCAGGCCGAGUAUAUGAGGGGGCGUGUCACGUGA
Molecule: messenger RNA, 219 nt
Organism: Peronospora matthiolae
Lineage: Eukaryota; Oomycota; Peronosporomycetes; Peronosporales; Peronosporaceae
Source: the annotation of a GenBank genome assembly